Fraxinus pennsylvanica is the source of this 789-nucleotide messenger RNA. The record is from the annotation of a GenBank genome assembly. Lineage: Eukaryota; Viridiplantae; Streptophyta; Magnoliopsida; Lamiales; Oleaceae.
AUGGAGGCUAUCCGAAGUAUCCCUCUUGGAAAAUUCCCGACCCCUGAUCUUCUGAUAUGGAGACACUCCAAGCAUGGUGAAUAUUGUGUUAAAUAUGGAUACUGGUUGGCAUUUUCAAUAAAGAAUCCUGUGUUGGAGGUGAGUAGUAGCUACAAUUCUGAUGCUAAAUGGGCUCAGAAUUUUCGGAAUUCACCUAUUUAUCAUAAGCUGAAAAUGAAUGAGUUUGAGAAACUGUGUAUGACGGCAUAUCAAAUUUGGAGUGAUCGGAAUGCCUUGUAUUACGGUAGAAGUAUCCCUCCAGUGCAACGUCAAUGUGAAAAAUUGGAAGAAUAUUUGGCAGACUUUCAGGCCACACAACUAUUUCUUAAGGUGCCGAGUCGAGAAAUUGCAAUCCAGCCUGGAGUUUCUCGUAGAAGGUUUUGGAAAACUCCACCGACGGAUGAACUUAUUCUCAAUACAGAUGCAGCAGUGAACAACGAAGAAGGGGUGAUAUCCAUUGGGGCUGUAAUCCGUAAUCAUUGUGGGGAGAAAUGGAUUCCCUGCUCUCGGUCCAAAUCAUCAACUUUCAUUUUCCAUUCUCAUGCGCUGAAUGUAGCUGAGGACUGCAGACUUCUCAUGACACGAAUGGGAAAUUGUCUUAUUCAACACGCUCCAAGACGGACCAAUCAGGUGGCUCAUGAAUUAGCGCUACUGGCGAAAAUUUCUAGGCAUGAAUUUAUGUGUUGUGAAGAGAUACCAGAGUCCAUUGUUAAUCUGGUGAACUAUGAUGUUUCUCAUAUGAAUGAUUAA